This is a messenger RNA of Adineta steineri, 669 nucleotides long. Lineage: Eukaryota; Metazoa; Rotifera; Eurotatoria; Adinetida; Adinetidae. The record is from the annotation of a GenBank genome assembly.
AUGAAUAAUCCUAGUGGAGAGAAACAACACAUGGUUGGUGAAGAAGGUGAAGAAUUUAUUGUUGAACGUAUUGUUAGUCACCGAUUUCGAAAUGGUCGAAAAGAAUAUUUACUAGCUUGGAAAGGUUAUCCAGAAGAAGAAAAUACUUGGGAACCACAUCAAAACUUAGAUUGUCCUGAUUUAAUUGAAGAAUAUGAAAAUCGUUUAUUACAAAAGAAUCGUUAUAUGAAUAAUGAUCAACCACCACCACCACUCAAACGUAAACCAUCUCUUGAUCAAGCACCAGUACAUAAUAAACGUGGUCGUCCACCACUUGAUCGAAAUAAUUAUUCGAAACAACAAAGUUCAUCAACACGUGUUGAAGAAGCAUCAGCAUUUGAUCGAGGAUUCGAAGCUGAAAAAAUCCUUGGAGCAACCGAUGCAACAGGUGAAUUAAUGUUAUUAGUUCAAUGGAAAGGUACAGGUGAAGCUGAUCUUGUUCCAUCACGUAUUUGUAAUAUAAGAUGUCCACAAGUAGUUAUAAAAUUUUAUGAAGAACGUUUAACAUGGAUUACAACACAACAACAAACAACAAAUGAUACAAAUAAUAAUAAUAAUACAGAUAAUAAUGAUAUUAUCUCGUCGCAACAAACAAUAAUUGACAAUAAAAAUAAUCAAGCAACAUUGUGA